Molecule: messenger RNA, 9464 nt
Organism: Gracilinanus agilis (Agile Gracile Mouse Opossum)
Lineage: Eukaryota; Metazoa; Chordata; Mammalia; Didelphimorphia; Didelphidae
Gene: LAMA2
Product: laminin subunit alpha 2
Exons: 67
Biological process (GO): cell adhesion; regulation of cell adhesion; axon guidance
Cellular component (GO): basement membrane
Molecular function (GO): signaling receptor binding; extracellular matrix structural constituent
Source: RefSeq, a predicted model, not a curated record
AUGCCAUUAUCUUCCUCAUCUCUUUUAAUGAGAUAUAUUCUUGGAUCUCUUAAGGUGACACAAACUAGAAAAUUAACAGCAUGACACCAGCAGAAAGGUUUAUUUCCAGCUGUGUUGAAUCUGGCCACAAAUGCACUCAUCACCACCAAUGCCACCUGUGGAGAACGAGGCCCUGAAAUGUAUUGCAAGCUGGUAGAACACGUCCCUGGGCAACCUGUGAGGAAUCCCCAGUGUCGAACUUGCAAUCAGAACAGCAGUUUUGCAUACCAGAGGCACCCAAUCACGAAUGCAAUUGAUGGCAAAAACACUUGGUGGCAGAGUCCCAGUAUUAAGAAUGGCAUUGAAUACCAUUAUGUGACCAUUACACUGGAUUUGCAGCAGGUGUUCCAGAUUGCAUACGUAAUUGUGAAAGCAGCAAACUCACCACGACCUGGAAACUGGAUUUUGGAACGCUCUCUAGAUGGUGUUGAAUACAAACCAUGGCAGUACCAUGCUAUCACUGACACAGAAUGUUUAACCCGCUAUGGCAUUUAUCCACGCACUGGCCCGCCAUCAUAUGCAAAAGAUGAUGAAGUGAUAUGUACUUCAUUUUAUUCCAAGAUCCACCCACUGGAAAAUGGAGAGAUCCACAUAUCUCUGAUCAAUGGAAGACCCAGUGCUGAUGACCCUUCCCCAGAACUACUGGAAUUCACCUCAGCUCGCUAUAUACGCCUGAGAUUUCAGAGAAUUCGGACCUUGAAUGCAGAUUUGAUGAUGUUUGCCCACAAAGACCCAAGGGAAAUAGACCCCAUUGUUACAAGAAGAUAUUACUAUUCAGUCAAGGAUAUUUCUGUUGGAGGGAUGUGCAUCUGCUAUGGUCAUGCCAGGGCUUGUCCACUUGAUCCAUCAACAAAUAAAUCUCGUUGUGAAUGUGAACACAAUACUUGUGGUGAUAGCUGCGAUCAGUGCUGUCCAGGAUUUCACCAAAAACCUUGGAAAGCAGGGACUUUUCUUACCAAGACCGAAUGUGAAGCAUGCAAUUGUCAUGGGAAGGCUGAAGAAUGCUAUUAUGAUGAAAAUGUUGCCAGCAGAAACCUGAGCUUGAAUAUCCAUGGCAAGUACAUUGGAGGUGGUGUAUGCAUUAACUGUACUCAGAACACCACAGGCAUCAACUGUGAGACUUGUAUUGAUGGCUUCUUCAGACCUAAAGGGGUAUCACCAAAUUAUCCAAGUCCAUGCCAACCAUGCUAUUGUGAUCCAAUUGGAUCUAUACAUGAAAUCUGUGUUAAAGAUGAGAACCAUGCCAGAAGAGGUUUAUUCCCUGGAUCUUGCCAUUGCAAACAUGGCUUUGAAGGAGUCAGAUGUGAUCGGUGUGCUCGGGGUUAUACUGGUUACCCUGACUGUGUACAGUGCAAUUGUAGUGGGGCAGGAAGCACAAAUGAUGACCCUUGUAUUGGACCCUGUAACUGCAAGGAAAAUGUCGAAGGCAGAGACUGCAGUCAUUGCAAAGUGGGCUUCUUCAAUUUACAAGAGAAUAAUCACAAGGGCUGUGAGGAAUGCUUCUGUUCAGGAGUGUCAGAUAGAUGUCAAAGCUCCCGCUGGACCUAUAGCAAUAUAAAUGACAUGAAUGACUGGUAUGUUACUGAUGUAUCUGGUCUCCUGAGAGUUGCACCUCAUCAUGACACUGAUCAGUCCCAGCAACUUAGCAUCAAGAGCAAAGAUGCAAGAAGAAAACUAUCACAAAUCUAUUACUGGAGUGCACCUGGAUCAUAUUUAGGCAAUAAAGUGACAGCAGCUGGAGGGCAAUUGAAAUUUACUAUAUCUUAUGACCUCACAGGAAAGGAAGAAGAUCUAGAAAAUGUGCUGCAGUUCAUGGUCAUCCUAGAGGGAAAUGACUUACGAAUCAGCACACCCCAAGAAGAAAUCUACCUGUCACCAUCUGAAGAAUAUCGUCAUGUUGUGUUACUUCAUUCAGAAUUAUUUAAUGUGCACGGCACUGGAUCUCAAGUCAGUAGAAAGGAAUUUAUGACCAUCUUGGCAAAUUUAAAGAGACUUCUCAUACAAGCCACAUACAUCCUUGGGAUGGAUGCCAUCUUCAGGUUGGAAGCUGUUGUUCUUGAAUCUGCUGUGCCAUAUCCCACUGACGGAGACCUUGCAGAGGCAGUGGAGUUUUGUCAGUGCCCUGCAGGGUAUAGUGGCUCCUCUUGUGAGUCUUGUUGGCCUGGGCAUAGACGAGUUAAUGGUACCAUUUUCGGUGGCAUCUGUGAACCAUGUCAGUGCUUUGGCCAUGCAGAGACGUGUGAUGACAUCACAGGAGAAUGUCUGGGAUGUAAAGAUAACACAGGUGGUCCAUAUUGUGAUAGAUGUCUUCCUGGUUUCUAUGGUGAUCCUUCUAAAGGAACAGCUGAUGACUGUCAGCCUUGUGCCUGCCCCUUAAAUAUACCAUCUAAUAACUUCAGUCCAACCUGCCACUUAGACUGGAGUCGAGGAUUGAUAUGUGAUGAAUGUCCUGUCGGGUACGCAGGACCACGCUGUGAGAGGUGUGCAGAAGGCUAUUUUGGACAACCUUCUAUACCUGGAGGAUCAUGUCAGCCAUGCCAAUGCAAUGACAACCUUGACUUCUCCAUCCCGGGCAGCUGUGACAGCUUGUCUGGCUCUUGUCUGAUAUGUAAGCCAGGUACAACAGGACGCUAUUGUGAGCGCUGUGCUGAUGGAUAUUUUGGAGAUGCAGUUGAUGCAAAGAACUGUCAGCCAUGUCGCUGUAACCUCAAUGGCUCAUUCUCAGAAAUUUGUCAUACAAAGACGGGACAAUGUGAAUGUAGACCCAAUGUUCAAGGACUUCGAUGUGAUGAGUGUCAGCCUCAAACCUUUGGCCUACAAUCCUCCCAGGGCUGUGUUCCCUGCAACUGCAAUUCCUUUGGAUCCAAGUCUUUUGAUUGUGAAGAGAGUGGGCAAUGCUGGUGCCAGCCUGGGGUGGCAGGAAAGAAAUGUGACCGGUGUGCCCAUGGCUAUUUUAAGUUUCAAGAGGGAGGUUGUACUCCCUGUGAGUGUGCCCAUCUGGGUAAUAACUGUGACCCAAAUACUGGCCAAUGUAUUUGUCCUCCUAAUACCAUUGGAGAAAAGUGCAAUAAGUGUGCACCUAACUCUUGGGGCCAUAGCAUCAUCACUGGCUGCAAGGCUUGUAAUUGUAGUUUGGUGGGAUCAUUUGAUUUCCAAUGUAAUGUAAACACUGGCCAAUGCUCCUGCCACCCAGAGUUCUCCGGCACAAAAUGUACUGAAUGCAAUUUGGGCCAUUGGAACUAUCCUCAUUGUAACCUGUGUGACUGCUUCCCGGCCGGGACAGAUGGAUCAACUUGCAACUCAGAAACUGAAAAAUGUGCAUGCCUUAAUCACAAUGGACAGUGCACUUGUAAGGUGAAUGUGGAAGGUGUCCACUGCGACAGGUGCCGGCCCGGCACAUUUGGACUUGAUGCCAAGAACCCACUUGGCUGCAGCAGCUGCUAUUGCUUUGGCACAACUACCCAGUGCACUGAAGCAAGGGGACUGAUCCGUAUGUGGGUAACACUGACCCCUGAACAGACCAUCCUGCCACUGGUGGAUAAAGCCCUCCAACACACAACUACCAAAGGAAUUGUUUUUCAGCACCCAGAAAUUGUUGCAGACAUGGAACAGGUGGGAGAAGAUCUCCGUCUUGAACCUUUUUACUGGAAACUUCCAGAACAAUUUGAAGGGAAGAAGCUUAUGGCCUAUGGUGGCAAGCUGAAGUACACAAUCUACUUUGAAGCUCGAGAAGAAACAGGAUUUUCUACCUAUAACCCACAAGUUAUAAUUCGAGGUGGUACUCCUGCUCGUGCUAGAAUUAUCAGCCGAUAUAUGGCGGCUCCUCUAAUUGGACAACUGACAAGGCAUGAAAUAGAAAUGACAGAGAAUGAAUGGAAAUAUUAUGGUGAUGACCCACGCACAAGUAGAAUGGUGACACGUGAGGACUUCUUGGAUGUACUCUAUGACAUUCAUUACAUUCUUAUCAAGGCUACUUAUGGGAAUAUCAUUCGGCAAAGCAGAAUUUCUGAGAUUGCAAUGGAAGUAGCUGAAGAAGGAGCUGUAUCAGCAUUAAGUUCAAGAGCUCGCUUGAUUGAAAAAUGUGACUGUCCCCUGGGUUAUUCUGGCUUGUCCUGCGAGGCUUGCAUGCCAGGAUUUUAUAGAUUGCCUUCUGAACCUGGUGGCCGGAUACCUGGACCAAGCCUGGGCACCUGUGUUCCCUGUCAGUGUCAUGGACACAGCGAUACCUGUGAUGCUGAAACCUCCAUAUGUCAGAACUGUCAGCACCACACUGCUGGCGACUUUUGUGAAAGAUGCGCUCUUGGAUACUAUGGAACUGUCAAGGGACUGCCAAAUGACUGUCGACAAUGUGCCUGCCCACUCAUCACUUCUAGCAACAAUUUUAGCCCUUCUUGCAUCCCAGAAGGACUCGAUGACUAUCGAUGUACAGCUUGCCCACGUGGAUAUGAAGGCCAGUACUGUGAAAGAUGUGCCUUUGGCUACACUGGCAGCCCAAGCAGUCCAGGAGGCUCCUGCCAAGAAUGUGAGUGUGAUCCAUAUGGCUCCCUGCCUGUCCCCUGUGACCCAGUCACUGGACAUUGCACUUGCCGACCCGGAGCCACAGGACAGAAGUGUGAUGGCUGCAAGCCCGAGCAUGCGCGUGAUGGCAUGGAGUGUGUUUUUUGUGGUGAUGAAUGUACAGGACUCCUUCUCGGUGACUUGGCUCGCCUUGAGCAGAUGGCUGUUAGCAUCAACCUUACUGGCCCACUGCCGGCACCAUAUAAAAUGCUAUACAAUUUUGAAAAUGUGACUCAGGAGCUAAAGCACUCAUUGUCACCUCAGCGGGCACCCGAGAGACUUCUUCAACUGGCAGAGAGCAAUCUGAAUACGUUAGUGACAGAAAUGGAUGAACUUCUCACUAGGGCUACCAAGGUGACAGCAGAUGGCAAGCAGACUGGGCAGGAUGCUGAGCGAACCAACACGAGAGCAAAGAUGCUAAGCGGAAUUGUUAAGGAAAUUGUCCAGGAUGCAGAAGCUGUAAAUGAAAAAGCCAUAAAACUAAAUGAAACUCUUGGAGCCCAAGACAAAGCCCUGGAGAAAAGCUUUCAAGAGCUACAGCAAGAGAUUGAUCAGAUGAUGGCGGAAUUGAGGCAGAAAAACCUAGAUAUGCAAAAUGAAGUUGCUCAGGAUGAGCUGGUAGCUGCUGAAGCCCUUCUGAGGAAAGUAAAAAAGUUAUUUGGAGAAUCCCGGGGGAAAAAUGAAGAGUUGGAAAAAGAAGUCAGGGACAAACUGAUGGAUUACCAAAGCAAAAUAGAUGAUGCCCAGGACCUGUUGAGAGAAGCCACAGAUAAAAUCAAAGAGGCUGAUCGCUUAUCUGAAACAAACCAAAAAAACAUGACUGAUCUGGAGAAAAAGAGACAAGCAGUUGAAAGCAGCAAACAAGAAGCUGAGAACACAUUAAAAGAGGGCAAUGACAUACUUGAUGAAGCCAACCAUCUUGCUGAUGAAAUCAAUUCUGUGAUAGAUUUUGUUAAAGACAUUCAGGAAAAGUUGCCACAAGAAUCUGAAGAUCUUAAGGAUAAAAUAGAUGAUCUGUCCCAAGAAAUCAAGGAUAGAAGGCUUCCAGAGAAGGUGUUACAGGCUGAAGAUCAUGCCGCCCAGCUAAAUGAAUCAUCUGCAGUCCUUGAUGGAAUCCUUGAAGAGGCUAAAAACAUCUCCUUCAAUGCUACUGCAGCCUUCAAAGCUUACAGCAACAUCAAAGACUACAUUGAUGAAGCUGAGAGGGUUGCCAAGGAAGCCAAAGGUCAUGCAAAUGAAGCCACACAACAGGCAUCUGGUCCUCAGGGUUCUUUAAAAGAUGAUGCCAAGGGCUCUCUUCAGAAAAGCUUCAGAGUUCUUAAUGAAGCUAAGAAGCUAGCAAAUGAUGUUAAAGAAAAUGAUGAUCAUCUGAAAGGUUUGAAAAACAGACUGGAGAAUGCUAAUGAAAAGAAUGGUGAUCUCCUGAAAGGUUUGAAUGACACACUAGGAAAGUUAUCAGCCAUUCCAUCUGAUACAGCUGCAAAACUGCAAGCUGUAAAAGACAAAGCGAGACAAGCCAAUGAUACAGCAAAAGAUGUCCUGGCCCAGAUUAAAGAUCUCAACCAGAACCUUGCAGGCCUGAGGAACAAUUACAACAAACUGGCAGAUGAUGUCGCCAAGACAAAUGCUGUGGUGAAAGACCCUGCCAAGAACAAAAUCAUUGCAGAUGCAGAUGCUACUGUUAAAAAUCUCGAGCAAGAAGCUGAUCGGUUGAUAGAUAAACUCAAGCCAAUCAAGGAGCUUCAGGAUAAUCUGAAAAAAAAUAUCUCUGAGAUAAAAGAGUUGAUAAACCAAGCCCGGAAACAAGCCAACUCUAUCAAAGUCUCUGUGUCUUCUGGAGGUGAUUGCAUUCGAACAUACAGGCCAGAAAUCAAGAAAGGAAGCUACAAUAACAUCAUUGUCAACGUGAAGACAGCAGUUGCUGAUAAUCUACUUUUUUAUCUUGGCAGUGCCAAGUUUACUGAUUUUCUGGCCAUAGAAAUGCGAAAGGGGAAAGUGAGCUUCCUCUGGGAUGUCGGCUCUGGAGUUGGACGUGUAGAAUAUCCCGAUCUGACCAUCGAUGACUCAUAUUGGUACCGAAUUGAAGCCUCAAGAACUGGGAGGAAUGGAACUAUUUCUGUUAGAGCUUUGGAUGGUCCCAAAGCCAGCAUCCUACCAAGCACAUACAAUUCAAUCUCCCCGCCGGGAUAUACAAUUCUAGAUGUGGAUGCAAAUGCAAUGCUCUUUGUUGGUGGUUUGACUGGGAAAUUAAAGAAGGCUGAUGCUGUACGAGUCAUUACCUUCACUGGAUGUAUGGGUGAAACUUAUUUUGACAGCAAACCCAUAGGCUUGUGGAACUUCCGAGAUAUAGAAGGUGACUGUAAAGGAUGCACUGUCAGUCCACAGGUAGAAGACAGUGAGGGUACUAUCCAGUUUGAUGGAGAAGGCUAUGCUUUGGUCAGCCGCCCCAUUCGCUGGUACCCCAAUAUAUCCACAGUCAUGUUCAAGUUCAGGACCUUUUCUUCAAGUGCUCUGCUGAUGUACCUUGCCACCAGAGACCUGAAAGAUUUUAUGAGUGUAGAACUCACUGAUGGACACAUAAAAGUCAGUUAUGAUCUGGGUUCAGGCAUUGCUUCUGUUAUCAGCAACCAAAACCAUAAUGAUGGGAAAUGGAAAUCCUUCACCCUGUCAAGAAUUCAAAAACAAGCCAAUGUCUCUAUUGUAGACAUAGAGACUAACCAGGAGGAGAACAUAGCAACAACAUCUUCAGGAAAUAAUUUUGGCCUUGACUUGAAAGCAGAUGACAAGAUAUAUUUUGGUGGUUUGCCAACCCUGAGAAACCUGAGUAUGAAAGCCAGGCCUGAAGUAAACUUGAAGAAAUAUUCUGGAUGUCUCAAAGAUAUUGAAAUUUCACGAACACCAUAUAAUAUACUUAGUAGCCCUGAUUAUGUUGGCGUGACUAAAGGAUGUUCACUUGAGAAUGUAUACAUUGUUAGUUUUCCCAAGCCUGGAUUUGUAGAGCUUUCACCAGUACCAUUUGAUGUUGGCACAGAAAUCAACCUUUCCUUCAGCACCAAAAAUGAGUCUGGGAUUAUUCUACUGGGAAGUGAUGGACCUAACACCUCACCAAGGAGAAAACGCAGACAGACUGGACAGGCCUAUUAUGCCAUAUUCCUGAACAAAGGACGCCUGGAAGUGCAUCUCUCCACUGGGGUGAGGACCAUGCGCAAGAUCGUGGUCAAGCCUGAGCUGAUCCCUUUCCAUGAUGGGAGAGAACAUUCCAUUCACGUGGAAAGAGCAAGAGGCAUGUUUACUGUCCAAGUGGAUGAAGACAGAAAGCAUAUGCAGAACCUGACAGCAGAACAAUCUAUUAGCAUUAAAAAACUAUUUGUGGGAGGCUCUCCAUCUCAAUUUCAACCUUCCCCACUCAGAACUAUACCUCCUUUUGAAGGCUGUAUAUGGAAUCUUGUCAUUAAUGCCAUCCCAAUGGACUUUGCUGAAUCUGUGUCCUUCAAAAAUGCGGACAUUGGUCGCUGUCUAGAUCACAAACCUGGUGAAGAAGAAGUUCCUUCAGAACAAAUUAUUUUCCCACCUGAUUCUGGCCUUCAGGAGAAGGAGACCACACCAGCUUUUCCACUCCCCUCUCCACCGCCUACACCUGCUCUUUCUCAUGGACCCUGUGCUGCAGAUACAGAACCAGCUCUUUUGAUAGGGAGCAAGCAGUUUGGACUUUCAAAAAAUAGCCAUAUUGCAAUUGCUUUUGAUGACACCAAAGUUAAAAACAGCCUCACAAUUGAAUUUGAAAUACGGACUGAAGCCGAAUCGGGUUUGAUGUUUUACAUGGCUCGGAUCAACCAUGCUGAUUUUGCAACAGUCCAGCUGAAGAAUGGCAUGCCCUAUUUCAGCUAUGAUCUUGGGAGUGGUAACACUAGCACAAUGAUCUCCACCAAAAUCAAUGAUGGUCAAUGGCAUAAGAUUAAGAUCUUCCGGACCAAACAAGAAGGAAUCCUAUAUGUUGAUGGUGCUUCCAACAGGACAACCAGCCCCAAGAAAGCUGAUAUCCUGGAUGUUGUGGGGAUGCUAUAUGUUGGAGGGCUGCCCAUCAACUACACAACAAGAAGAAUUGGUCCAGUUGUCUAUAGUAUUGAUGGAUGCAUGAAGAAUCUUAAAAUGGCAGAGGCUCCUACAGACCUUGAAAAUCCAACCUCCAGCUUCAAUAUUGGCACAUGUUUUGCAAAUGCUCAAAAAGGGACAUAUUUUGACGGAACAGGUUUUGCCAAAGCAGUUGGAGCCUACAAAGUAGGAUUGGACCUUCUUGUGGAGUUUGAAUUCCGGACAACUAGAACCACUGGUAUUCUCUUGGGAAUCAGCAGCCAAAAAAUGGAUGGCAUGGGCAUUGAACUGGUGGAUGAAAAACUCAUGUUCCACGUGGAUAAUGGGGCAGGCUGGUUCACUGCUACUUAUGAUGCUGGUGUCCCCGGAACUUUGUGUGAUGGCCAGUGGCAUAAGGUGACUGCAAACAAAAUCAAACACCGACUAGAAUUGACAGUGGAUGGGAAUCAGGUGGCAGCUCAGAGUUCAAACACUGCAUCUACAUCAGCUGAUACAAAUGAUCCUGUCUUUGUCGGAGGGUACCCAGAUGGCCUCAAUUGGGUUGGUCUAAAAACCAAUAUCCCAUUCAGAGGAUGCAUCCGCUCACUGAAACUCACCAAAGGCACUGCCAAAGCUCUGGAAAUUAACUUUGCAAAAGCCUUGGAGCUAAAGGGUGUUCAGCCUGUAUCUUGCCCUGCCAACUAAUACAGAAAGCUUUAAAUCCCAAGUUGGGUUUUUGGAAACAAAUGUAUUAAGUAAGACAAAUAUGCUUUAUCUACAUAUAUGAAUAAAAAUUG